AUGCUUUACGGCCAAAAUCUACCGUGGCGGAUUGCGCUUCGAAAUGUAACCAUUAAACAAAAUACAGAAGUUUCGAGUACAAUAUUGAGGAGGACAAUCAGACAGUAUCAUGGCAGAACCGCACAAUCGUCGGUCUCUUUACGAUCUCGUUCCAUUCAGUCGGGUCUCGGUGGCGUCGCGAGAUUUUCAACAUGUCCUGCUCUGCGAAAAGAUGUCCCGAAAGACUUGUUCAAUCAAGCAGAAAUAACAGCAGCGGAAGAGAAGAAACAGAAAAAGGCAAAGGUUAAGACUGAAUCAGUUGAGGAAGUCAGUGGCGAGAAGGCAAUAGAAACCAAGAUCAAGACAGGCGAAGCAACGUCUUCUGGUAGUAACACUUCUUCUGGAAGUGCGGCUGAUGGGAAAGGGAGCACUGCCGGUGGUGCAGGAGAUUCUGGCAAUAAUGAUGGCGGAAAGAAAGGUCGCAAAGGAGCUUCGGAAAAGGCUUUACAAAAAGCUAUGGUUCCAGAGGUAUAUCCACAAGUGAUGGCAAUUCCAAUCACCAAGAGACCUCUUUUUCCUGGAUUCUACAAGGCUGUCACUGUGCGAGAUCCCAAUGUUGUAGCUGCUAUUCAGGAUAUGAUGAAGCGGGGUCAGCCAUACAUUGGAGCUUUCUUAUUCAAGGACGACAAUAUGGAUAAAGAUGUCAUUGAGAACAUUGAUGAUGUACAUGAUGUUGGAGUUUUCGCACAAAUUACUAGCGCUUUUCCUGUUCACGGAGAUGAUUCUGCCUUGACUGCUGUACUUUAUCCACAUCGUCGAAUCAAGAUGUCUGCUCUGAUCAGUCCUGAGCGUGAGAACUCUGAUGCAAAUAAGAUCGAGGGCACGCAGGCUGAACCACCUGUUCCCGAGAUCAUACCUCCAAAGGCUGCAAAGGAGGAAUCUUCUGAGAAGAAGGGUGAUGUUGUAGCUAGUUUCGAAGAAGGAACGGUAACGCAGAAAGCUUCAGACCAACCUGUAUUGCCAUACGAGCCAAUAUCGUUCUUACGCAAAUACCCAGUAAGUUUUGCAAACGUGGAGAAUUUGACCGAAGAGUCAUAUGAUCCUAAAAGCCCCAUAAUCCGUGCUGUUACAAAUGAGAUUGUAAAUGUGUUCAAGGAAGUGGCAACUCUCAACAGUCUCUUCCGAGAUCAAAUCUCCACAUUUUCAAUGAGUCAGUCAUCGGGCAACGUUAUGUCGGAGCCUGGAAAACUUGCGGAUUUUGCUGCGGCCGUUUCUGCUGGCGAGGUCUCUGAGCUUCAAGAUGUGCUUGAGACUCUCAAUAUUGAGGAGAGAUUACAAAAGGGUUUGACUGUCUUGAAGAAGGAGUUGAUGAACGCUCAAUUGCAAUCUAAAAUUUCAAAAGAUGUUGAGAACAAGAUUCAAAAGCGUCAACGCGAAUAUUACUUGAUGGAGCAGUUGAAGGGUAUUCGUAGAGAGCUUGGUAUUGAAUCUGAUGGCAAAGAUAAGCUCGUUGAGAAAUUCAAGGAGAAGGCAGCCAAGCUUGCCAUGCCGGAAGUAGUCAGGAAAGUUUUUGAUGAGGAAAUCAACAAACUAGCACAUCUUGAACCAGCUGCGUCUGAGUUCAAUGUCACGAGAAACUACUUGGAUUGGUUGACACAAAUCCCAUGGGGUCAACGCAGUGCAGAAAACUUCGGGAUCAACAAUGCUAUGACAGUACUUGACGAAGAUCACCAUGGUCUGAAGGAUGUGAAAGAUCGUAUCUUGGAAUUCAUCGCGGUUGGCAAACUCAGAGGUACCGUAGAGGGUAAAAUCUUAUGUUUUGUUGGCCCUCCCGGUGUUGGUAAGACAAGUAUUGGUAAGAGUAUUGCCAGAGCUCUCAAUCGUCAAUACUACAGAUUUAGUGUGGGAGGUCUCACAGAUGUUGCGGAAAUCAAGGGUCACAGAAGAACAUAUGUUGGAGCACUUCCUGGAAGAAUCAUCCAGGCGUUGAAGAAAUGCCAAACUGAAAAUCCAUUGAUCCUGAUUGACGAGAUUGAUAAGAUUGGUAGAGGUCAUCAAGGUGAUCCAGCAUCUGCACUUUUGGAAUUACUGGAUCCUGAACAAAACACCUCUUUCCUCGACCAUUACCUUGAUGUCCCUGUGGAUCUUUCUAAAGUUCUCUUUGUCUGCACAGCCAAUAUGACCGAUACUAUUCCUCGUCCUUUACUUGAUCGUAUGGAGAUGAUUGAAUUGUCAGGAUACGUUGCGGAUGAAAAGAUGGCCAUUGCGGAGCGCUAUCUUGGACCCGCAGCCAAGGAAUUGGCUGGUUUGAAGGAGGUUGAUGUUAACCUCAGUAAAGAAGCCAUUGAGGAACUCAUCAAGUCGUACUGCAGAGAGUCUGGUGUUAGAAACCUCAAGAAACAGAUUGAAAAGGUUUACCGUAAAUCUGCUCUGAAGAUUGUCCAGGACCUUGGAGAGAGUGUUCUUCCUGAAGAGGAAGCUUUGACAGAAGAAGGCAAAGCAGCUCUAGAGGAAUCCAAGAAAGAUGAGACUGAUGUCAAGGAAACACCUGAAACAAUUGAAAAGGAGACUACUGAGGUACCUCGAGUAAGUCUUAAGGUUCCUGAUGAUGUACAUGUCACCAUUGGAAAGGAUAACCUCAAGGAUUACGUGGGUCCACCAGUCUUCACUUCGGAUCGUCUAUAUGAUGUUACACCUCCUGGUGUAGCUAUGGGUCUAGCUUGGACACAAAUGGGUGGCGCCGCAUUAUACGUUGAAUCCAUCCUCGAAAGUGCCUUGUCCCCCUCCUCCACCCCUGGUCUCGCUACCACCGGUAAUCUCCAAGCUGUCAUGAAGGAAUCCACCACAAUCGCUUAUUCCUUUGCCAAAUCGGUCAUGGCCAAAAACUUCCCUGAUAAUCACUUCUUCGAUAAGGCGAAGUUACAUCUUCACUGUCCAGAGGGAGCAGUUCCAAAAGAUGGACCGAGCGCGGGUAUUACAAUGGCUACUUCGUUGCUUUCGCUAGCACUGGAUAGACCGCUUGAUCCAACUAUUGCUAUGACGGGUGAACUUACUGUUACGGGUAAGGUACUCAGGAUUGGAGGAUUAAGAGAAAAGACUGUAGCUGCAAGAAGGGCGGGAAGCAAAAUGAUUAUCUUCCCAGAUGAUAAUAUGAGCGACUGGUUGGAACUUCCAGCUAAUAUCAAAGAUGGAAUUGAAGGUAGACCCGCCAAAUGGUAUUCGGAUGUUUUUGAUCUCGUCUUCCCAAAUCUGGAUAAAGAGGCAGCGAAUGGGCUUUGGAAAGAUAGAUUAGUGAAGAAGAAGGGGGAGAAGAAUGGAGACGAUGAGUGA
Messenger RNA from Botrytis porri, 3309 nucleotides. RefSeq lists its product as uncharacterized. Gene Ontology annotation, molecular function: ATP-dependent peptidase activity; ATP hydrolysis activity; ATP binding. NCBI's taxonomy places the organism in Eukaryota, Fungi, Ascomycota, Leotiomycetes, Helotiales, Sclerotiniaceae. The transcript has 2 exons. Bases 1 to 3309 code for a protein of 1102 amino acids. Gene Ontology annotation, cellular component: mitochondrial matrix. The record is from RefSeq and is a predicted model, not a curated record. Gene Ontology annotation, biological process: mitochondrion organization; protein catabolic process; protein quality control for misfolded or incompletely synthesized proteins.